UGGAUGGGGGUCUCCCAUGCAUGUACAGUGCCAGUUGUAUUCAGAAACUGUAGUUAAUUGAGACGAUUGUUUUGGGACUUUACGUUAGGGAGGAGGAGGAGGUGCCUGCCUUUCUCUCUCGGGGAAACUCUUUUACCUGUAGUUUCCCCGCGAUGGAUUUACACAUGGUGAUUUGUGCGAUAGAACAAUUUUGUGCAAGUCUGUCACCGUGGAGAAGCAAACCUAUGAGGCCCAAUGGAAUCUGCUUUAAUGGCUGCUGUGGCGGAGCAGCAUCAGAGAGGUGAGGAUUUGGAAAUGGACCACUUAAGUAGGGGGGAAGAAGGAGGAAAUGGAGUGAUCGAUGGGAAUAGUUACGAUGGUACUGCAUUAUUACUCGAAGAUAAUGCAGAACCUGGUGGAAAUGGAGAGGAAGUUCGGGAGAUGAGUGUAGAAAGAGGCGCUGAGGAUAGGGACACACUCAGCAGUGGCUUAAAUCAGUUGGGGGAGCAUACAGAUGAUGCUGCUGUCAUUGUUCCUCCAGAGCCUCCUGAUUUAUUACAAGGACUGCCUCAUAAGGUAAAUGGGGCUGUCAUUAGAAGAGUAUCAUAUCCUGGUGCAGCUGGCAAGCAUGCUUUGCGUCAGCAAGCAAGGAGGCGAAGACGUAACACGUCCAUUGCUGCGGGGAAUUCCCCCCCAAUUACACGUGUGACAAUGAAGAGUGUAGCGGCUACCUCCCCUAACCAAGGAACACAGUGUGUGCAUCCUGUUGGGGGAACAGCAACUGCCUUAACGUCAGGAUCAUCUCCUCCUCUUGCCUUCACUUCUGUGUCAACACCAGGAUCACCCCUUCUACUUCCAGGCACUCUAAUCACAUCAACUGGCUCACCCACUAGAUUGUGUGCAACAGCCAAAUCCCCACCUUCCUCAUUUACACCAAACAAAAGUAGUCACUCACCAAACCAAGUAUCUGGCACAAGACCAACUACAAAAAGUUGUAUGUCCUCAGGCCAACAGCAUACUCAGGCUAUUCGAGUCAGUUCUCGAAUAGCAAACAGCAAUGCUGCAGCAGCAGCUGCGGCUGCUAAUGGAACUCAGACUACUGUUGGGUCCUCAGUUAUUUCUGGGAACUCACAAACAACUGGUACUUUUGUGAAUUCAUCAUCAGGUAGCCAAGCAUCCAGAGUCGUUAGAGUACCAGCAUCUCAGUCUUCACCUUCAGCACGUGAUGCUGCAUCUCCGUCAAUGACUACUAUGCAGACAUAUCUUGCUGCUAUUCCUGGAUUUAAACCCAGAAAAAGAUCUCAGCGCAAGUUGUCAGCUGCUGCACAACUUGCGCAGACCAAGGAAGGUAAUGUGGAUUUGGAAACGCCAGACUCCAUAUUGGCUGGGUUAAACUUAAGAGCAAUCUUGAACAAGCACACAUUUUCAAGUUUGCCUCCAGCUUAUCAGCAUCGCCUCACUCAGCUGUUGCCUCUCGUUGAUCAAAGUGUGGGAAUUGAUAACACUUUCAAAGUAUCAGCAACUGGCCUCAACAAUGAAUUCUUUGGUCGUGCUUGUGAGUCGUGGAGGUGCCGUCUUGGUGAAGGCGAAUUUACUCAUGACAACCAAGUCAAGCUCAAGGUGGAAGCAGAAAAGGAGCGCACAAAGUUAGAUCCAUGGAAGGUUGCCCACUUUGAGCCUCUAUGGGGUGUUAAGCAAGGUUGGGCCAGCAGUUUGGAAGGAGAAGGGAGUAUUAGUAGCCCUUCUUCACCUUCAGCUGGUACCCUACCAGUGUCACCCCCAGAUCUCUCUCUUGCGGCACCAGCCUUCACCUCGAAUUUUACAGAAGAGCACUUAGUUAAACUUAAAAAGGUGGUGGAACACAUAGCAAACCGCAACCAGCGAAGAGCUGAAAGACGCGCAGCUAGGCGUGCUGCCAGGGAGAAAAAGAUGGCUGAGGAAACCAGUGCUAGUAGUGUUCUUGAAGAUUCUACUCCUUCUUUCCCUUCAACCCCGUCGGUGGCCAGUACUUCGUGCUCUUCUCCUCCUGGAAAUUAUGUUAUUUCUCCUUGUGGUGUUAUUCCAAGUAGUAGUAGUCCUUGUGUGUUGGCAAGCUCCUCCUUUUCAUUAAUCCCCAGCAACCGGAAUAAUUUAGUAACAGUGAUGAGUGGAUGUCAGCCAACAUCACCAUUAGAGGACAAAUUGUCAUCUUCACCUCCUACUCAGAUGAUUACCAUAGACUCUAGUAAUAAUUCCAAGGAUGGGCUGAAGAGAAAAGAUCCUCUCCCAGUUCCUAGUUCUGUAACUGUUAAAAAGAUAGGUAUAGAUGGACAAAAAUGCAUCAUUGCAAAACCUGUACCUACUCCAGUUUCUUGCCAGAGACAAAUUGGGAGUAAUGUUAGUGUUUCGAGUGAUGUACCACGAUCAAAGGUACCAGCAGUGGUAACAGCAGUGACAACAGCUCUGAUGUCUAACCCGGCAGUGUCUGUUGCCAGGACUGUUCCAAAUAAUAAUUUAAAGAUGCUCAAUCCAGUGGUAAUCUCACAGCCUGCAAAAGCUACAUCUGGCAAAGCAGCUGCUUCAACAGUAGUGGUAGUGAGUGCUCCAUCACCCACAUCAAGCAGCCCUGUCGUGGUUGCAAAUCCCCUAAUGUCUCCAGCUGCUAGGAUAUCCCCUAUGAGAGUCUCUCCAGGACCAGGAACGCCUUCUAGACUCUCGCCAGUCGUUCAAGUACUUUCACCAGCCAUUUCCUUAGCGACAUCUCCGAGUCCACCUAUUCCUAGGGCAGUAAUGGUUGCUGGUACCUCAAGACAGAUUGACCAGUCAGGAAAUCGGGUACCAGCUGCUGUUGUUAGUCCUUCUUCCAAAGCCAUUGUGCCCGCUGUGCCAUCUGUGACACAUGCCAGCGUGCCAUCUAAAAUGAAAAGCAUAAAAACACUACCUCAGCCCAUAUGUGGUGGAACAGUGAUCAAGGUGAGCAAAAGUCCAGGGGGAGUCAACAUCCAGAGAUCGUAUGAGAUUGUCCAGGAGGUCAUAGCCAAUAGCCCCAAUAAAGAACAGCUUCAAGCUCAGUUGAAACCUCCUUCAGCAUUGCUUGCAGAAGUUAAACCACCCAUCAGCAGCAGUUCUCAUGGGGCUCUUGCAUCUACUACCAUGACAAGCAAUAAUAGUAGUAGCAGUAGUCACGUGUUAGUCCAGGCUGCUCCUCAAACCCACCAGCUUUCAGCAAUUGCAGUGGUGAAAGCUGUCCAUAAUAGUACUAGUAACAAUGUCAACCCAGUGCAGGGGACCCAGCUUGUGGCUGCGCCUGGAACGCGAUUCAUUCGUCAAGUGGCACUACCCAUGGCAAGCGACACUGCUACCUCCUUGGCACCACCCCCAGGACCAUCUACAGGGACCGUAGUCCUUCGUCAAGUGGUUGCAUCACAGCCACCAACAUCCCAGGUACCCUUGUCCCCCACCAGUAGAAGCACUACUUCAUCAUUUGUUUUGGAAAAACAGCAACAGCAGGAGGUAUGUGAGGGAAGUAUGGCACCACCCGCAGCUACUUCCCGGCCCAUCACCAUUCUUCGGCCACCAGCAGGCAGAGGAAAACCCAUAAUUGUGAGAAGAACAAGCUUCCAACUCUUGAGAUUGGAAUCUUUGCCAACAGUGAAUGGAGAUAUAAUUGAACAACAACACCAGCAGCCACCAAGAGCAUCAAGUGCACCACCCAACAAAAGUAGUGGAAUGAUGUCUCUCUCACCACGUCCAUCAAGUGUAGGACCUAGGAUAGUUGUUCACACAACGAGCCCUCAAGGUUCCCCCACCACAAUAUUAUCUCCUGCUGGUCCGCAUUUUUUAUCCGAAGGUGACCCCAGUUCAGGUGUAAGUAGCUGUGACAGCAAUCAGCUUGUCAUGACACGGACUGGGGCAGUUAGUAAUCCGUUGGAAGUUAGAAAUCUGAAUGAGACGUUGGAAGAUGGAGAGCCACAACUGCAUAUUGCAGCAACAGUUGCCUCACCAACAAGUGUCGUGAAUAUGUCAGAGAGCGUUGGUCAGCUUACAGCAGUAGCUACUAUUACCCCCACUUCUGCAGCUGCUGCAACCCAGAAUCUCAUCUCUGUUAUUUCACAAAACCAUCAACAACAAGAGCAGCAGGUCCAGCAGCAACAACUUCAACAGCAGCAACAACAACAUCAACAGCAGCACCAGCAGCAGCAGCAACAACAACAGCAGCAGCAGCAGCAGCAGAUGCAGUUACAUCAACAAAAGCAGAUUCAGGUGCAACAACAGCAACAACCACAAAUACAACAACUGCAACAUCAACAGUUGCAGCAGCAACAGCUGCAGCAACACCACCAGCAAGCACAGCUCCAACAAGUGCAGUCUCACAUGAACAACAUCAGGCCAAAUGCUGUUCGUAUGAUGAACAAUAUGUCUCACAUGAAUAUGCACAAUAUAAAUAGCAUGCACAAUAUGAAUAUGAAUCAGAUUCAUAACUUGCCUGGUAUGAAUGGCAUGAACAUCCAGGGGAUGGCUGGGGGAGGCAUGAACCCUAACCUCCAUUUGAUGACACAGCAGCAGAACAAAACGGAUGACAACAGUGAAGAAGGUUGCCCAUGCAAUAUGAAAGCCAUGAUAAUGUGCAUGAAGUGCGGUGCAUUUUGUCAUCACGAUUGUAUUAGCCCAGCAAGACUUUGUGUGGCUUGCCUCAUUCGUUGAAGUGCCCACAUUGUAUGUGAAGUAUAUUGUGUUGUCACAGUCACAGCUGCUGUUGAAUUAUUCAUUGUGGUGCUAAUUAUAAAGAAAAGCCAAAUUUUACAGAGCAUUUUGAAGUUCUAGUGGAAACAUGUCCUAUAUGGUACAUGUUUAGAAGGAAUAUGGUCAUAAAGAUAAAGAUUCUUGGGUCCUCUCAGAAUUGUCUCUUAAUGUGCUAAGGAAUCGGAAUUGUAAAGUUUGUUUUAACUCAAAGGCUUCUGGAAAAGUUUUAAAGCAACAGAAUGGAAUAAUGUUUUCAUUGUGUGGAGAUUGAAGUUCCAUAAAACGUUAAAUCAAUUUUAAAGAGAGGCAUAUGUUCUUUUUUCAGUAAUGAAAAAAAUAGAGGCUGCCGAUCAGUUUCUUACAAAAUUGUGAAAACAAGAAUUAGUAGGGAAUUAAUUUGUGUGAAAGUCUCAUAAUAAUGACACAAUGCACAGAGUACAUUUAUUGUCAUGUUAUAAAAAGAGUUAAUUUACAAUUACUACUUGAUGCUGUUUGUUCCCCAGCAUAGGUUUUCACUGGGUUUUACAACAUCACCAGAGGACAAAUUGUUUCAACAUAAUAUGUACACAUGGCAUCUCAUUUUUUGUGCUGCUUGGGUAAGGUACCAGACCUUUCAUAUUAGUAGUUCCCUUUAUUGUUAUUAAAUAAUAACAUUUAAAUUAGAGACCAAUUUUAACAUUUUCUUUGUAAGGGAAUACUCCUAACAUUUGGCCCAAAUCUAACAGUUGUGUACAAGAGAAGCUAUAUCACAUUUGGGCAGGUUACAAAUAUCUGCAAUAGAUUUUGAAUAUUGAGAGAGGCAGCGUGGUCAAUUUGAUUCUCCAUGUUAAGGUAAAAAAUCAGUAAGAAGUGAUUUGAUUUGAGAAAUAUAGGACAUUACCAUCUGGAACUCAUAACACAACAUUGAAAGGUCUUGCUUAAAUUAGUCCAGUGUGCACUUCAUACAAAGAGGUCUGGGCGGUAAUUUUUCAUCCCAUAAAGUUGGUUAAACUGUACAGUAUUUGACUUGAAAAUAAUCGGCAUAUUCAAAAGUGGAGCUUUUGGUGUUUCACUUUACUGAUCGGAUACACUCUUGAGAUUGCCAUCUUUUUUUCAAUUGUUUUCCUGUUUGGUGUUGCUGACUGAUGCUUCUUGGUUUGUUAUCAGAUAUAUUUAUUUUGCAGAAGUCAGAAUUGACAAUGAAACACAUGUACUACAGUCCUUUUUGUCACAUUUGAUUACUAAAUAUGAAAAUUUGGUUAUAAAUGAACGUGUGCAUGGAAUCUCAAAAUAUUUUUAACUAAUCUUAAUUGUUAUCUCAGAAUGAUAAUCCUGUUCAAACUAAAUUCAGUCUUUCUUAGUUUUGGAGCCAUAGAUUUUAUGCCAUAAAUGCAUUUUGCAUGUCUGUGCUGAAUCAAUUAGAUAACAGUAUUCAGGUAUAUUUUUAAGAAACAUAAUUUUUUUUACCUUUUAAUGUAGAGUCUUUAAUAAUUAUGUUAUGAAAAUGGAUUUUUGUAAACCAAAUCAUUUUUAUUUUAUCAGAUUAUUAUUGCCUCAAGCUGUUUUUAUCAGUGAAGCAUUGCUGUAAGGUUUUAUGGUUUUUUUAAUAUUUCUAGCAUCAUUACAGUUUUUUACGUGCUGUUUUUAAUAAUGUUGUAAUGACUGAUUUUAUUCUCAAAAUUUUCAUGUUUUUAGUUAUUAUGAAUUCCCAUUCGUCAUGUAAAAAAUUAAUUUGUUUAGCAUGAUUUCACUUAAUUUAAAUGUUUCAGAUAUUUGUUUAAAUGAGGUAUUUAUUAUUUAUUUUCUUAAUCAUUCGGUCUUUUUGACGGGAGGUGGGAAAUUACGAGUGAGUGGCAUUGAUGUUGGUGUGUUUGCUCAGUAAAAGGACCAAGGCAUUGUCAGUGGGAUGAUCACAGUUCCUCAUUUCUUAUAGAUGGAAAAUAUAAGCAGGGGAAAAUAUAAGCAGGACUGUGAUGGGAAAAAUAGGAUGAAUGUUUCUCUGAAUGUACUGUAUCAUAGUAUACAGUAUGUACAUUGUAUAUAUCUGCCAUUUUGCACAGUAUAUUCAAUGGUGUCUUGCAACUUCUCCUUUUGAAUUCAUAACUUGUCAGAAGGUGAUGCCCAAAAGCCUAUGCAAGCAAUUCAUUACUGGUCAGCUUACUGUGUUUUAGAUAAAAAAAAAAAAAAAGAGAGUGACCAGAUAUGCAAUUUCUUCAUUUCUUUUGUGUGUUGGAAGUUGAUGAUUUGAAUAUUUGAAAUGACUGUGUAGCUCUUUGAUAAUAGAAUUUAUGGUUGUAAAUAAGAUUUAUCGUGAUACUGUAUCAAGAGUAAGAAAUCUGGCAGAGUAAAUGAAUGGGGACAGGGAUCAGUAAUUAGAAACAUAUAAUUCAUACGCAGUAGUUCAAUGUCUCAGUCGUCGCAGGUUGUGAGGACGUGACUGUAUGCAGUAGCAAGGGACAGAAGCAGGGCUAUACAGUACUUCUAGGAUACAACUUUUCGAUUCUAUUGAAUUGACAUGACCUUUACAGUUACAGCAGACUUUCUACCUUGACAAAGGACGGCAUUUGUACAUUACCGUUUUUGUUUUCUUGCCAUUAUCUGUUACUGUUGCUCUUUAGUUUUGGUCAGGUCUGUAUUCAUAGACUGAGGUUCAUUUGUACAGUGGUAGUUGGAGAGAGUGUGAAAUGUUUUUAGCUUUUUAUCAUUAAGACAUGGUCAAUGUUUUCAGUGUUCUGAAAUGUAGAAAAACAGUUCUAUUCCAUUCAGACUUGAAAAGAAAAUGUGCUAGACCAUGUUGAUUAAGAUGUUAAAUAAUUUAAUGCAAUUGUUUGCAUUCUUUCCUUUUAUAUUAAAACUGUAUAUUUUCUUAAAGCAGUCGUGUAAAUAGAUACCAAUGUAUUGUG
Molecule: messenger RNA, 7583 nt
Organism: Macrobrachium nipponense
Lineage: Eukaryota; Metazoa; Arthropoda; Malacostraca; Decapoda; Palaemonidae
Gene: Asx
Product: polycomb protein Asx-like
Exons: 10
Coding region: 235-4662 (1475 amino acids)
Biological process (GO): positive regulation of transcription by RNA polymerase II; animal organ morphogenesis
Cellular component (GO): PR-DUB complex
Molecular function (GO): chromatin binding; DNA binding
Source: RefSeq, a predicted model, not a curated record